Molecule: messenger RNA, 1018 nt
Organism: Carica papaya (papaya)
Lineage: Eukaryota; Viridiplantae; Streptophyta; Magnoliopsida; Brassicales; Caricaceae
Gene: APX5
Product: ascorbate peroxidase 5
Biological process (GO): cellular response to oxidative stress; hydrogen peroxide catabolic process; response to reactive oxygen species
Cellular component (GO): chloroplast
Molecular function (GO): peroxidase activity; heme binding
Source: RefSeq, a predicted model, not a curated record
UACUUUUCUAUCCAUCUCCUCGCUAUUUAACGCUCCCAGAUUUCCUAAUUCAAAUCAACUGCUUCCUGAUUUCUUCGUUCCGGUGAUCCUGCUGUCUUGAGCUUGGUGGAAAUGGCGGUGAAAGUGGACUCAGAGUACCGAAAAGAAAUCGAGAAAGCUCGACGAGACCUUCGCGCUCUCAUCUCCAGCAAGAACUGCGCUCCUAUCAUGCUUCGCUUAGCGUGGCAUGAUGCUGGAACUUACGACGCUAAAAGAAGGACAGGAGGUCCUAACGGUUCCAUAAGGUUUGAAGAAGAGUACAAGCGCCCUGCAAAUUUGGGAUUGGAGAAUGCAGUUGCCAUUUGUGAAGAAGUGAAAAGGAAACAUCCAAGGAUUACAUACGCUGAUCUCUACCAGCUUGCUGGAAUAGUUGCAGUUGAGGUCACAGGAGGCCCUGAAAUUGACUUUGUUCCUGGUAGGAAGGAUGCGGAUUGUCCUGAUGAAGAUGGGCUUCCCGAUGCCAAUCAAGGUGUAUCACAUCUCAAAAACAUUUUUUAUCGAAUGGGUCUAUCUGAUAAGGACAUAGUGGCAUUGUCUGGAGGACACACAUUGGGAAGAGCACAUAAAGAUAGGUCAGGAUUUGAUGGUCCCUGGACAAGUGACCCGCUCAAGUUUGACAACUCAUACUUUGUGGAACUACUGAAGGGAACCUCAGCCGGCCUACUACAGCUUAAUACUGACAAAGCUCUUUUGGCUGCUCCCGAGUUCCGGCAGUAUGUGGAAUCAUAUGCAAAGGAUGAGGAUGCAUACUUUAGGGAUUAUGCAGUCUCGCACAAGAAACUUUCCGAGUUAGGCUUCAUCACUCCACCACCAAAGGUUUCCAGGACACUGGCACGUGUACUUUGGCAUGCGAUUACUGUAGCUGUGGUGAUCUUAAGUUUAUUCUUUGCAUUUAGUAAAAGGAGACAAAACCUCGCAUGCUUAAUUCUUUUCAAGACAUGCCCAAAUAUUGUGUGAAGUGACUUGAGGGAUGACCGUC